Molecule: messenger RNA, 1420 nt
Organism: Schistosoma rodhaini
Lineage: Eukaryota; Metazoa; Platyhelminthes; Trematoda; Strigeidida; Schistosomatidae
Source: the annotation of a GenBank genome assembly
CGUACAGGAGGAAUAACACUGGCCUGCGAAUUUUAAGCCAAGUGAAGAUGAAAUCAAAAGGGCUGACACUUUGUUUGAUUUUCACAGCUCUUGAAAGAAUGUGUAAACAAGUCUGUGAACCUAAGAAAAUAUUACAUCGAGACUAAUUCAAGUAACUAAGAAGACUAAGAUUUCUAAUAACUUUAUGUGCACCAAACGAACGUUGAUUGAUAGAUUCUUAUAAGACUCUAACUGCUUUUUUCUACCUAUGUAUAAUUGCUGUUCAUAGAUAGUGCCAGAAACGACCAAACCAUUUCCAAGUGAAGCCUAGUAGAAUAAAACAAAACUUACAUAUUAGCCACACUAUCAACAUUAGCUACGUUUUAGUCACAUGACGUCUCGUUCACUAACAUUGCUUCUCUUUUUUAAAAACAUUAAAGCACGCCUUGUGGUUAUUUUGAAAAUGGCCCACGAAGCUGUACGAGAGGACAAAUUCAUAACAAAACGGUACACGGACAGCUAUUUCACAAUAAUUAUCUAGAUCCAUAUAUUACUCAAACCCCAUUUUAUUUAAACGACAAUCCAUUAUAGACCCACUGUUGUCAAAGAUUUGUAAGGAGCUUAGCCUCCCUCGGUGUGCUCUUAAAAUAAACGCCUCUUCCAAAUUGAUUGUUUAUGGUGAUAUUUAUCUAGGAAUUGGGUAUGAAAGCGACGUCAUUAAAAGAAAUAAUUUGGGUAUACCUGAAAGUUUGUUUAAAAGUGGAUAUGAGGUUAUUAUCUCAGGUAGAUUACUGUUCUAAGUCAUCUAUGUACCUGUCAACCGGAUAUACAGAAUGUUUGCCUCAAUUUAUUUUGAUAAUUGAAAAGGACACGAUUUUUCGGAAACUUUUAAAUGAGAAGUUCUACGAAAAAUUCAAACCUUGUUUAUUGGUUACGGCUAAAGGUUAUCCAGACUUGAUAACUCGAAAAUUUCUUGCUCAAAUAAACUGCAAACAUCCAAAUAUUCCAAUAAUUGGACUUUUUGAUGCUGAUCCUCAUGGUAUAAAUGUAUUCUGUACUUACAAGUAUGGUACUAUGAAUCCUAUGAUGCAAAAUGAAAAUGGUAAUCCAAUUAGUAUACCUAAUCUUCAACUAUGUGGAUUAUUACCAACUGAAAUAUCAUCUUUUCAAAUCAAUGAAACCGAUUUAUUGAAAUUAAAUAAAAGAGAUAAAUCUUUAUUAAAUACAAUGUUAAAACGUUCAACUAUUCAAAAUGAAUCUAUAUUAUUAAAACAAAUAAAUUAUUUAUUAUUUACAGAAAUGAAAGCUCAAUUAGAAAUUUUAAAUACAAUUCAUUCUAAUUAUUUAACUAAUGAAUAUUUACCAAAUAAAUUAAAAUUAUUAUUAGGUAUUUUACCUAAUAAAUAAAUAAAUAACCACCAUCCCCCCCCUUAAAAAAAAU